This is a messenger RNA of Schistocerca nitens (vagrant locust), 384 nucleotides long. RefSeq lists its product as uncharacterized. The transcript is spliced from 2 exons. The coding region runs from base 1 to 384 and encodes 127 amino acids. The record is from RefSeq and is a predicted model, not a curated record. NCBI's taxonomy places the organism in Eukaryota, Metazoa, Arthropoda, Insecta, Orthoptera, Acrididae.
AUGGGGAAGACAAGAGAUCUUUAUAAGGAAAUUAGAGAAAUUAAAGGCAAAUUCCAGGCAAAAAUUGAAAUGAUAAAAGAUAGAAACGGGAAAGAUCUGAGUGAAGCAGAGGAUGUUAAGGAAAGAUGGGCAGAAUAUGUAGAAGACCUAUACAAGAAAGAACUGCAUCAUGACAGGGCUCCUACUGCUGAUGUUAACGUUUAUUUAGAACUAGAGCCAGAUAUUUUGGAGAGCGAAAUCCAGUGGGCCCUUGAAAAUAUGGCUGAUAACAAAACUAGUGGACAUGAUGAAAUACCAGCAGAAUUGUUUAAAGUCACUGGAAAGGAUGCAAUCACUGGAAUGUCCGACUAUCACACGGUACGGCUUUCACCCAAGACUGGGUAA